Trichoplusia ni (cabbage looper) is the source of this 462-nucleotide messenger RNA. Its product is annotated as innexin shaking-B-like. The transcript is spliced from 4 exons. Gene Ontology annotation, cellular component: gap junction; plasma membrane. The record is from RefSeq and is a predicted model, not a curated record. The coding region runs from base 1 to 462 and encodes 153 amino acids. NCBI's taxonomy places the organism in Eukaryota, Metazoa, Arthropoda, Insecta, Lepidoptera, Noctuidae. Gene Ontology annotation, molecular function: gap junction channel activity.
AUGGAGAUCCUCACCAGCAUCUACGCGCUGCUGUCAGGAGGGCAAGGGGUGAACCCGAAGAUUGAUUCCGUAGCAUUCCGACUGCACUGCGGUGCAACCACUGCGGCGUUAUUGGCGGCUAGCGCGGCCCUAACAACGCGCCACCUAGUGGGCAACCCCAUAGACUGCAUACACACAAGGGAUAUACCCGAAGACGUGCUGAACACGUACUGCUGGAUCCACUCGACGUUCACGGUGGCGGGCGAGGCGGGGGGCGCGGCGGGCGCGGGGGGCGCGUACCCCGGCGUGCGCGGCGCCGGCACCAGCCCGCGCCGCUACGGGAAGUACUACCAGUGGGUCGCCUUCACGCUGUUUUUCCAGAUAUACCCUCUCAUGCUACAUGAAUGUAAAAAACGAGUACUAAAAUGGCUAAAUACACUAACGUACGAAGAUACUGAAAACAUCCUUAUCAGAAUGAGCUAA